CUAAUAUUACCAAGACUACAGUAGUAGCAUAUUUUGUGCACGCAAAUUGAUAAACUACGAGAGUUGAAAUACAAUUGAAUGGAACAUAUCGUGUACGACGACUGCUGGCAGUUAUUGCAGCGUUUUGGACGGAUCUCUGGCGAUGCCAAUGCCCAGUUCACGCUGUUCUGCCAAUGCUGGCACGAGAUGCAGAUGCAACACAUAUACUCAGCACAGACCAACCAGAUUGAGGUGAUUGAGACCACAUUGGCGGCGCUGCAUGUUGCCAAGCGUGUGGCAUGCGGACGACAAACCAAUGGUGAACCUUUUCAAGCGACGCGAGCUCAGCGCAUUGGCGGUCUAUACUUACUUUAUGCAAUUUAUCACAAGCAACCCACAAAACAUUUUGUUAAAAUUGAGGUUUCACCACGCACUUGGGAUUCGCUUGUUGGCUUUAUCGAGCAACUUCGUCUCACGUGCUUUGAGAACCCCGAUACGCAGCAAGUGGACAUCAACGUGACAUGCCACGAGCCAAAAAUCAAAAGAGGCAGGUUGAACAGACGAAACACAAAAUAACUGAUGGAAUGGCAGUGGAACAAUUUAAAUACAAGAAAAAGGGAUAUCACAUGAACUGCAAAAAAUGUAUAAUGUCAUCUGAUAAUUUGGGGACGUUGAAUUAUGCCAGAAAAACAGAAGAAAAAAGAUAAAUAGUCUGAUGAUACUGCUGGGCGGAGCAAAUAAAAAUAAUAACGCUUACAUGUAGAGACGGCCGAGUGUAACGUACUGUCUUGUUUGGAAAAAAAACAUAUAAGAUCAAGCGCAAAACUAGGAGCAAAAGUCGCAAUCUGGGAGUGGUAUCUAUUCUUCUGGACAUUUAAUGACCAUGAUUAAAUUUUUAAUCACAAAUAGUAAAUAAGUAGCUAAUACGCUGCCAAAUAGCAACAUCUAAACACGCAUCUCACAAGAAUCUUGACAGAGCCGUUCGUGUUCACCAAACGUCCUCACACUUUUAUUGAUAAUGUGGUCUUUGGCAUGCUUUCCGAGGACAGUUAAAGCCCGGAGAGCGGUCCCAAAGUCAAAUUUGCAGCAAGCGUAGGCGUAAGUAAUGACAUAUGGAACAAACUAUAAUCUAUUACAUUUUUUCUUUUUGUGUAAUUAUUUUUUGUUUAAUGGAAAAUACAUUAUCAGAUUGCAAAUUAAUUUAUGUUCAAUAAAAAUCGUCCUUUUUGCGUGUACACUUUGUUUGUUGGUUUUCACUCUUUGAAUGCGGAGGUUAAUGGAGUUCAUUGGCGCAAGUUGGACUCAAAGUUUGAUAUGAAUUAGCAUUCGAUUCUGGGCGUUCAAGGUCGGGGAUUUAUGGUUAAUUCAUUCAAUCGUUAAUCUGGGCAAGUUUAUCACAAAACCGGAUUGCCUGACUUCUGGAUUGGUCGUCCGUUCCUAAAAUGAACGGCGGCCGCCUAGCCAGUAACCAGCAUUUGUCUAGAACUUUAAUUUCCGUGCCGGCAACAGCAGCCAUCUGGAUGAGGCCCCCAUCAUGAUGUGCGCCAAAAUCGAUGAUAGAUAGUGAUUAUGUAUUCCGUCUUAAACUUAAUGAGCAAAAUCAAUUGAUCAUCGAAUGCAUUAAACAAAGACCCAAAACUUUGUUCGACAAAAUUCAAAUUUUAGUAAGCCCCUAAAUCGCAUGCCCAACUACGCGUUAUGUGAGUUGGAAAUGAGAGUGUAUUCAACUACUUCAACGCCGACAACGACAAUGGUUGUAGAUAACUUAUUAACCAUAGGUGUAAAUAAAAAAUAAUAAACGUU
Molecule: messenger RNA, 1782 nt
Organism: Drosophila albomicans
Lineage: Eukaryota; Metazoa; Arthropoda; Insecta; Diptera; Drosophilidae
Gene: Pbp45
Product: snRNA-activating protein complex subunit 1
Exons: 3
Coding region: 79-555 (158 amino acids)
Biological process (GO): snRNA transcription by RNA polymerase III; snRNA transcription by RNA polymerase II
Cellular component (GO): snRNA-activating protein complex
Molecular function (GO): sequence-specific DNA binding
Source: RefSeq, a predicted model, not a curated record